GUCAAAAGAGCAUCAAAGAGCUAGGUGCAGCACCGCGAGAGCCUCAUUCCAGAAGCAAAUUCUUUAAAAGGUAAAACCACAGCAACAACAGCAGCACCACAACGAUGGCGUCUUCUGCAUCCAAACUGCCGGAAGAUUCUUCAAAGAUCAGCUACUCGUAUGUUACACCGAGCGGCGUAUGUGUUCGCUUCCGACAGAGCUUGGCCCAGUUUAGCGAUCUGUUCAGCGAGUUUAACAAAUAUAUCGCACCAGCCUACCACCACGACCGGUGCGAACGGUCCGUCCACAUGCGGCUCUACUCGAUGAACAAGCGUGAGUUUGCGACCGUCUUUCUGGCAUUCUUCGCAUGUUUCGGCCUAGCCAUCUUCAUCGGGCUCGCCGGUCCACCGAUUACGGUUAUGACACGGAUGGACGGCAGUACGUUGCUACCGAACGCUAGCGAAGGCAGUGGUGCGGCUACGGCUGCUAGUUCUAGUAGUAGCGGCGCUCCUGCCGACGGCGGCUAUCUGGCGCGCGGUCCUUUCGUAAUGCGCACACCGCUGAUGACGACCUACUCGCAGCAGCUCUGGAUUAUAGCGAAGCUGACGACUGACAACACGGACGAUGAAAUGUUCGACAAGAAGUUCCAUAUCAACGUGUACAUCGAGGGUCUGUCGGCCGACCACAAACCAAUGCCUAUACGGGGCGCUGGAGGGGGUGGUGCGCUGCAGUUACAGAAUCGAACCCGCCAUCUGACCUGCAGCGAGCAGGAGUGCGACGAAUUUACCAUCCUGCACAUCGGUUUUCUCGAUUACGCCCAUUACAUUCUGACCGUGCGGUUCUAUGGGCUAGAGGCUUUCCACCAACGCUAUACCAUCUGCUCGGUGCAGUUCUACCUCAAAUCUUAUAAUCCGGCCUUCACGCAGAUAGAGAUAUGGUUUCGGUUCAUAUUCGUGCUGUUCACCUUCAUCGUUACGUGCUGGUUUGCACAUACGCUCCGCCGAUACCCUCUCGCGGAUUGGUCCAUCGAGCAGAAGUGGCUGUCGAUACUGUUACCACUGCUGCUCCUGUUCAACAAUCCAAUCUUUCCACUGAUCUUCAUGGCGAACAGCUGGUUUCCGGGCAUGACUGACGCACUCAUGCAAACCACCUUUCUGUGCGCUAUUCUGAUGUUCUGGCUGUGCGUUUACCAUGGAUUGCGGCAAAACGAGCGUAAGCUGCUUACGUUCUACAUUCCAAAGCUCCUUGUUAUUCUACCCAUCUGGCUGGGUGCGAUCGUACUGGGAAUUUGGGAAAAGUUUGAUGAGCUAAAUGAUCCAACGUACAGCCAUUUCGACGAUUACGACAACUACAAUGGUUUAAAGGUAUUCGUCUCGAUCGCCGGCGUUAUGUAUCUGCUUUAUCUGGGCUUGCUGAUGCUGAAGGCGUACUCAGAGUUGCGCUCGAUGCCGUACUUUGAUAUGCGUCUCAAGUUCCUCACGCUCCUAAUGCUGAUCGUUGUGUCAUUCACACUGAUCGUAACACUGCAGCAUUUCGGCUUUGACACGCUGAAGGACAACUUCAUAGCGCAGCUGUACACCAGCUACAAGAGUUCGGCCCAAUUUAUGUGCUUCUAUGGAUUACUUAACUUUUAUCUCUACGCCAUGGCUUACGGCUAUUCACCCAGUGGGCCAGCCGUGCAUGAACCCGUAAUUGCCAAGGACAACCCGACCUUCUCGAUGAUCAACGACUCGGACGAGGAGGUAAUGUACGGUUCUGACGAGGAAAGCCGAAGACCGCUGAAUUCAGCCUGCCGAAAGGGAAACGAUUACGACAGUGAUUAA
Molecule: messenger RNA, 1802 nt
Organism: Anopheles darlingi
Lineage: Eukaryota; Metazoa; Arthropoda; Insecta; Diptera; Culicidae
Product: transmembrane protein 181
Exons: 5
Coding region: 105-1802 (565 amino acids)
Molecular function (GO): toxic substance binding
Source: RefSeq, a predicted model, not a curated record